Molecule: messenger RNA, 2024 nt
Organism: Hirundo rustica (Barn swallow)
Lineage: Eukaryota; Metazoa; Chordata; Aves; Passeriformes; Hirundinidae
Product: basic proline-rich protein-like
Exons: 5
Coding region: 75-2024 (649 amino acids)
Source: RefSeq, a predicted model, not a curated record
CUGGAGCCUAACGGCCACCUGCGCGUGAGGGGGCGCGGUCUCGGGGCAGCUUUUUCUCAGCUGCCACUGGCACGAUGAGCCAGCACCAGGCGGUCCUGGGGGCGCCCCUGCAACGAAACCACCGCCCCCUCCCCAUUCCCGCCUGCUCCAAAUCCAAACGCCUCAGGACCAAACGGGAACGCAACGCAGCCAAAUUCGGCGCAAAGAUCCCCUUGAGGGGCUCCCGGCGGGGUCCCACCAUUCCCCCUCGCUGGCUGCAGCCUCCCCCGUGGGCUGGUGGUCUCUUUUUGGGGAGCCCCUUGGGGCCCCCCAAACCUGUGGUGAUCACCCAGAACCGGCUGUGCCACCGUGGCCUCUUCAACCACAAGGUCAAAUCUCUUGAUGUCCGGCGCCUGCUGACCCCCGGCCCUGGUGGGGAUGCUCCCCACCCCACUCCCCCAGUUGAGGAGGGGGACAUCGGAGGGGUCCCAGCUGAGGCGCUGAAGGAUCUGGUGGCGAGUCUGGCCUCGCUGCUGGGGAGUUUUGGGGCGUUUCCGGGGCGGGAGUUGGUGCGCGAGCGGCGCCGGAGCCUCAUGGCUGUGCUCAGGAGGCACCGACGGGGACCCCCAGACCUGGGGGUUUUCCUGGCACACCGAACCCCAGCCCAAGCCUCAGGUCAGAAGAGCCCCCGGGCCCCCCAGCAAGAGGAGAGGUCAGAAGUGCCAGAACAAGCAGUCAAUUUGGGGGGGUGGGAGGUGGGAGACCCCCCUGCCAGGACUCCCAGCCCACUUCGUCAUGUCAAUACACCGCCACCGCCCCCCUGCACCCCCAGCCCCAUAUUCGGAGACCCCAGAAAGCGAGAGAACCCUUUUUCAUGGAGCUCAGUCGAGGAUGAGGAGGAUGAGACCCCCGGGGGGCCCACCCACACAUGGGGUGCUCCUGGGGGGCUCCUGCCAGCACCCUUUUGGAGGCCCCCACAGCCUCCCCAGAAGGAUGAGGGGGAGGAUGAAGGCUGGACCCCCAUCACUGCCCCGGCCUUCAGCCCAGAUGCUCCACCCUGGGGACCCCCCCCAAUGCAGAGACACCCGUGGGCCCCCCCAUGCCCCCAGAUGCCCUCAGACCCCAAAAAUCUGGAGAACUGGGACCCCCUGGGACCCCUCCAGGUCCCCCUGGAAUGCCCAAAGACCCCCCUGGGAUUCCACAGACCCACUCCAAACCCCCCCCAGACUCCUCUGGGAACUCUCAAACCCCACCCGAGCUCCCCCCACCCCCCCCCAGACCCUCCCGGACCCCCCAAAUCUGGAGCCCAGAACCCCACAAGGCCUCCCUGGACCCCCUCAGACCCCUCUGGGAUGCCGCAAAUACCUCCAGACUGCCGUGGGACCCCAGACCAGAGCUACCCAGCUCAGAGCUACCCAGAGCUGCCCUGGACCACCCCAGACCCCCCAGAACUCCCCAACUGUGGAACCUGGAGGCUCCCAGGGCCCUACUGGAUGCCCCGAGACCCCUGUGGGACGCCCCAGAUGCCCCUAGACCCCUCUGGGAAUCCCCUGACCCCCCCACAGCUCCCCCAGACCCACCCAGAUUCUCCCGGAGCCCCCAGCUCUGGAACCCGGAGCCACCCUGGGAUCCCCCGGCCCCGCCCCGACCACCCAGGGAUCCCCCCAGACGCUCGCGGGACCCCCGACCCUGGGGCCCGCAACCCCCCGGAGCCCCCCAGAACACGGAACCGUCACGAUGCUGCUGUCGCCGGCUCUGUCGCGACACAGCCCAGCGCGACCCGCCCUGUCGCCAAACCGUCCGCUGCGACCCCCUCUGUCCCGACACUUUCCGUCGCGCCCAGCCCCGCCCCGUCCCUCUCUGUCGCGACCAGCCUCGUCGAGCCCCCCCCCACUGCUGCCACCAGCCCCCGAAGCGCCGGCGCCCGGAAUGGGGAGGGGUCGCGGGCGGAGCCUGGGGGGGCCCCAGGGACAGCCCCCCCUCACCCCUCCGCCCACCGGGCUGCAGGUGCCCCUGCAGGGGGCUCUGCUGCGGGGGGAGUUUGA